Messenger RNA from Chaetomium fimeti, 1489 nucleotides. RefSeq lists its product as uncharacterized. The transcript has a single exon. The record is from RefSeq and is a predicted model, not a curated record. Bases 98 to 1390 code for a protein of 430 amino acids. NCBI's taxonomy places the organism in Eukaryota, Fungi, Ascomycota, Sordariomycetes, Sordariales, Chaetomiaceae.
AAAGUUUGUUCCUCAUUCCACCACCCGCCCCAUAUAGGUACCCACCCACAUCGACGGUCGAGCAGCCCCGGAUCUGGCCAUUAAAGUUCGCGGAAUCAUGCAAGACAUUCUUCACCUCGGUGCUCUGCCACCUGAAUUGUUUGAUAAGAUCUUUCUCGAGCUUGACACAAUCCGUGACCUUGCCAACUUCAUUCACACUGCGCACUUUGUGUACCGUCGCUUCAGGACACAGCGGCGAACCAUCCUCUUUCGAGUUUUUCAAAACGAACUAGGCCCUGUAUUGUACGAUGCCGGGUUCCUGUCCGUCUUCGCCUAUUCGGACCCGGCGGACUACGAACGAUACUACGACUGGAUCUACUUCAUGGCCGGAGUGUACCGGGACAUGUUGCCACAGAACGUGCUACUGUAUGGUAAAGAUCAGCGCGUGAGAGACAACUCUGGCACCCCUACCAUGGAAGAGUUGACGGAGCUCUGCCGGACACUCGGCCUCAUCAAUUUUAUGACCGACACAUACAUUACGACACAGUUAGGGUCCUUCAACCUGGCCGGUGGAGAAGGUACCCCAGCGACAGGACCCCCCUCGCGUCCGGAACGGCACCGCAUCAUGCGAGCCUUCUACCGCCGCCAAAUCGUGAGCAACGCCUGGGCCUCAACCAGACGCCCGGCUCAUUGGGACAAUACGGACUCGAACGCCUUCAGCAAUAUGAGCACAGAGGAGGGCCGGCGCCUCGGCCUGUUUGCCGCCUUCGCCCCGUGGGAGAUGCAGCAGAUCGACCAUGCCAACUGGUUCAUCAUGCGCCUGUGCUGCCUGCUCGUGCACCACGCCGGUGAAGCGGCAGAAGCAGGAGGCGGGCGCAAGAUUCUGCCCACCCAGUUCGGCAACCUCCACGCGCACCUGGGUCACCUCAUCGAGUAUCUGCGCGCACACCGAGGGGUUGCCGAGGCGGCCAUCGGUGACUUGCAGUCCCGGAAAUUGCUCAUACAGGACGAGGGCGUGGAAGAAGAGUUUAUGGAUCGGUACGAGGUGCUCCCGCUGUCGUCCUACUGGCAGAACCACCGGGCGCAAGAGUUCCCCGACCCUGGCUUAGAUAGGGACGAGCAGGAGGGGUUGCUGAUGGGCUAUUUUGUUGGGGACAACCCGGACCAAGUACCGUUUGGCUGGUCGGAUGCGUUGCGGGGGCAUUAUGUUCGUUGGUAUGGCGCGGCGCUCUGUGACAUCCCUUGGCUUCCUCUCUGGGGGAGUAGUGAAAAGGACUGGGCCCAUGCCUCUAGUAUCGAACUUUGGCGGAUCUCCGGUUUCACGCUGUGGGACCAGAAACGGGUCGAGGCGUUGAAGAAGUUGAGCAGGUUCGAAGCUCUCCAAACAGGAUUUGUAAUCGACCGCCCGUGAUGUAGGGGCAGCCGACUCGUCGCCAAGAUAUCUCAUAUCUCUGUUGGCUUCUUUGACACACCAUCCGUAUAUGCCCAUAGACAAGUUGUAGUUGAUAAC